This is a messenger RNA of Colletotrichum navitas, 4146 nucleotides long. Its product is annotated as inositol polyphosphate kinase. Gene Ontology annotation, biological process: inositol phosphate biosynthetic process; phosphatidylinositol phosphate biosynthetic process. NCBI's taxonomy places the organism in Eukaryota, Fungi, Ascomycota, Sordariomycetes, Glomerellales, Glomerellaceae. The transcript has 14 exons. The coding region runs from base 1 to 4146 and encodes 1381 amino acids. Gene Ontology annotation, cellular component: cytoplasm; nucleus. Gene Ontology annotation, molecular function: inositol hexakisphosphate kinase activity. The record is from RefSeq and is a predicted model, not a curated record.
AUGUCCAGCUCGCCCCGUAACGCCCGAAAUGCCGCACCCGCGACCCUGGUGAGCCCCGCGCAUUCGUCGUCGACGUUGUCGUCCUCGCCCGUUCUCACUACCACUCCUACCACCACCACCACCACCACCACCACAAUCAUCACCACCACUGCUUUCGCCCCCGUCUCCAGCUCCGCGCCCUGUGGGACUCCUGCUCCCAUCGCUGAUCCUGGAGCUGGAUCGGACGCUGCCGUUGCCGCUGCCGCUGCCGCUGCCGCUGCCGCUGCCCAGCCAGAGCAUCAGCAGCGACUACCUCUGCCCUCAUCCCUUCCGCCCUCUCUUCGAGACACCCCCCUGGCCCAAGCUGCAGAUCUACCCCCUGCCACGGCCGCUGCCACCCAGCACCAGCAGGAUACCUCGAGCCAUCCACGAGGCCCUGCCGCCCUCCCGAGGCAGUCCGCACUCGCCUCAGCUCGCGGCAUUCCUUCGAGAUCAAACUCCCACCAAGAUCAACCACUUCAACCGCAUGCUCAGCCCUCGUCCUCGUCCUCGUCAUCGUCAUCGUCCUCUUCGCGCCCCCUGUCCUCUGCCACCUCCGACAAUCUUCCCAACAACCCCUCUGCCGCUGCUGGCCUGGACCCUCUCGCCCGAGAUACUCGCAAUGCCCUCUUUCUUCCUGGCCAUGGCGCCUCAUCCGCCUCCAUACCACCACUUGAACCCACCGACUCGACCGACGCUAACAACCCCCCCGACGCCGACAUGGAGAUCAUGCAAUCCCCCACCUACGAUAUCUCCAGCUUCCAGGGUAUCAGAGCUAUGCUGCUGGACCACAGGGACUUUCUCAAGGGUACGCGGGGCUCGUCGUUGGAGCGCGUCGACCCAGAGUCGAGAGUAACAGGACGCCUGCGCAACACGCGCGCCCACUCGCAUUCCACAAAUUCCUUCACCCCCCCCGUCCGCUCCUUGGACCAGAAGGUCCACAAGGACGUUGCCGUGCAAGAAGGACGACCCAAGAAGCUCGAGCAGCGCUUCUCCAUAUGCGAGGCCAUUGAUGGCCAGGAGGAUGGCCAGGUUGAGAAGUCGGCCAUGAUCGGCGCCGAACCAAACGCUCGCAGCCGCAAGGCUAGCUACAGCCUCCGCUUUUUCCGCGAGGGAUUGCCCAAGGAGGAAAAGACACCUGGCCGCAGAAAGGACACGCGCCCCAAGGAGAAACCCCCCCCGAGCCACGAACCUCAGGAGCCUUUAUCCCUCGACGACUUCGCCAAGGUUGCCAGUUCGCAGCCAUCUCCCGGGUUUCUCGACAAGAAGGACUGCUUGCCAAAACAGCUGGAAAGAUCACCCCAGUCUGGCGAAACCCCCAUUCUCACCGAAUCGCCCACUCAGGAUUAUUUUGGUCUAAGAAAGGUCAAUGGCGACAUUUUCCACAAGGCGGACACCGAGGGCGCCAGACAAGCUGGAACUCAGGCCGAUUUCAAGCUAGGGGACUCCGAGGGCGACGUUUCGCCUCCUGCCGUCCAAGCGGAUGACUCUCGACGCCCGUCCACAUGCAGCAGCGAACAUGGUGAAAGCCACGAGGAGGGCGACGAGUCGAGCGAGGAAAAGAUUUCCUCGGCAGUAUUCGUACCGCAUCCCGGCUUGGAAGAGGCCGCUGAGCGCGAGCGGGACGUGGCGAAGCCAAGACAGACGGCGGGAUCCCGCAUCAGCUCCAGAGCCGAGGACUUUCACCCUUGGCUGGUCAAAGCCGACGAACCCGAGCCCGAGCCUGAGGAUGAGGAGGCCUCUCCCGAUCGUCCCCCCGACACCCCCUCGCAAAAAGCUAAGCCAAAGCGACUCCCCGAAGAGCCGAAUGUUACUCUUCGUGAGGUCCAGCCCGGCACCAUUGACAAUCUUGCCAUUGAAGAGGAGCCGGAGCCGCCGGGGACACAACAGGUCCCCACCCAUCUUGACGAGCAUACCCAUCAUCACCAAGCUGAGGAAAAACAGCCUCUCGAGGCGAUUGAGCUCAUUCCCUACAAACAUCAGGUCGGCGGCCAUACCACACUGUGGCGCUUUUCCAAGAGGGCCGUGUGCAAACAGCUUAACAACAGGGAGAACGAGUUUUAUGAGAAGGUGGAGCAGGAUCAUCCGGACUUGCUGCCGUUCCUCCCUCGGUACAUUGGCGUGUUGAACGUCACGUUUCACAAGCAACCUAGGCGCAAGUCGACCCAUAAGCGUGAGGAUGCCCCUGUGCUGGAGCGCAGGAAGACCGGGGACAGCGGGAUAACGGUCUCGGCGUCACCUUCAAAGUCCAAUGCUGCCAAUGGCAAUUCAAACGGCGCAUCCCAAGCCAAUACAGACCCCCGCAGAAUUAUCAGCCAGUCACUGUCAAAUGCACCGGAGCCCAUACCGACCGUGACGUUCGAUGAUAACUGGCACAUUCUGCCAAGGAAUCUACUUCAGCCCACGCCGCCCCCUACUGCCGCCUUGCCGGCCCGCGGCCGGAGCACUUCGUCGUCAGGUCUGCCUGAUUACCCCGAGCAGGGCAAGUUUCCAUCCCCCUCAAGGCCCAGCUUGGACGAGAGACACGCCAACAGCUGGGGUGCGACGACUGUCAACAAGCGGCUGCGCAACGAGGUGUUCAACGACGUCUUCUUGAAGCAGCCGAUCCCGAUUCAUAAGCACCGUCGACCUCACCAGAAGUCGAUGGCUUUCCGGAAGCAGCCGACCCUGCGGCCGGCCAGCUCUGUUCCCGACCUGGUGCGCAGGCAAGACGUGUCUGUCCAAGAAGGUCACGCGCCUCAGCGUUCCAGCCCGCUCCGACCAAGCAGCGCCUCGCCGCCGCCGACGGAAAGCAUCCCAAUGGACCGUCCUGACCGUCCUAGCCAUGCAGAAGCAACAGAAACCGAGGACAGCGACGUCAAGGAUAUGACUGGCACUAGUGCACCGGAGCCGGAGACGCUGGCGGACAAGAUCAUCGCGCAGAAGAAGAAGCGGCGCUACUCUGGGACAGGGCUCCGACGGAAGCCACGAACAGUCACGGAGUCUAGAGGGCAUCUCAAGUACUGGGAGGAGGCGGAUGACGCUGGCUAUAGAGGCGAGGACGAAGGCGGGCAAUCUCUUGGCGCGUCGCAAGUGAGCUCGCCCAUGAUCGAAGCACCGAAUGCGAAUGGUGCGGGCUCUCGUGAAGGAGCCGCGACGGAACUGAGUCUUCCUGACUCUGCUACAGCUGCACUUGACACGGAAGCCUCGAACGAGGCUGAAGAUCAUUCCACACAUGCGUCGAUGGUGCCGUCCGAGAUGCCCAGUCCCACUCCAGAGUUCCACAAAAUUCCACGUCCCGUGAAUCCCAAGGAAGCACAGACACAGCGGGACUCCCGUGUGGAGUACUUUCUUUUGCUGGAGGACCUCACAGCAGGCAUGAAGCGACCAUGCAUCAUGGACCUGAAGAUGGGCACCAGACAGUACGGCGUCGAGGCGACGCCCAAGAAGCAAAAGUCGCAGCAGGGCAAGUGCGCCAGGACUACGUCGCGUGAACUUGGCGUGCGGGUGUGUGGACUACAGGUCUGGGACGUCAAGAGCCAGUGCUACGUCUUCAAAGACAAGUACUUUGGGCGCGACCUCAAGGCUGGCCAAGAAUUCCAGGACGCCCUGACGCGAUUCCUCUACGACGGCGUCGACUACUCGAGCAUCCUGCGGCACAUACCAACCAUCCUGCAGAAACUAGACCACCUCGAGUCGAUUGUCAAGAAGCUGGACGGCUACCGCUUCUACGCCGCCAGCCUCCUCAUGUUUUAUGACGGUGACAUGACGACCGAGGGUAACGAAUACGAUACAGUCGUUGACGAUUCUACGACUGACUUUGCAACUGACACGGAAGAAACGUCCGCGUUGCGCGAAAGGAAAAGGCAAAGCAAGAAGCGCGGCAUUGACUUCAAGAUUGCCGAUUUUGCAAACAGCCUUACCAAGGGUGACCUGGCCGAGGGGAAGCCAUGUCCGCCUCAACACCCUAAUGAGCCGGACCGUGGCUUCCUCCGAGGCCUUCGAACGUUGAGGAAGUAUUUCCUAAAAAUCCAGAAAGAUACCCGGGCGGCCAUGGGCCUGGACUGCCAUGGACGCAGUAACAGAACGGAUGUUGACGAUAUCGACAUUGAUCACAUCUCGGACGACGAGGGGCUCGUCAGCGAAUGA